Messenger RNA from Mizuhopecten yessoensis (Yesso scallop), 1868 nucleotides. Its product is annotated as polypeptide N-acetylgalactosaminyltransferase 1-like. NCBI's taxonomy places the organism in Eukaryota, Metazoa, Mollusca, Bivalvia, Pectinida, Pectinidae. The record is from RefSeq and is a predicted model, not a curated record. Gene Ontology annotation, cellular component: Golgi apparatus. Bases 5 to 1780 code for a protein of 591 amino acids. The transcript has 3 exons.
CAUAAUGGCGAAAUCAGGGCGAGCGAAGUGUGGGUUCCGGAGACUCCUGCCCGCCCUGCUGCUGUUUAUUCUAGGACAAACCUGGAUCAUUCUUAUGUCCUUACCCCAAUCCUUCCGGCAGCUGGAGACGGAACGGCUUGAGCUCGCGCAGCAACAACGUGGAGUGGCGUACAAACUAAGUGUCAUGGAGGACGAAAAAUACACGUCAAAACUGGAAAGGACUCUCCAAUCCAUCCUCGCCCGUCACCAGAACGUGAGCGAUACCGUAAACCACAACUACAACGUAUCUGCAGGGAACUCCAUAUCUGUCCGACGUUCAGUUCCGGACACCAGACUUUCGGAAUGUCACAAUAUCACAUACCCCAUCGACACCACAUACGCUGUGUCUGUUGUGAUCAUCUUCCACAACGAGGCGCUGUCCACUUUGCUCCGGACCGUCCACAGCGUCAUAGACAGGUCCCCAGAAGAAAACCUGAAGGGAGUGAUCCUCGUAGACGACUUCAGCACUAUGACGUACCUAAAGGACGAGUUAGACAUGUAUUUGUCCCUGGUGCCAAAAGCCAGGGUGAUCCGGAACCGCCAGAGGGCCGGACUGGUCAGGUCGAGGAUGAAUGGGGCCCGCAAUGCCACCGGUGACGUGUUGGUGUUCUUUGACGCUCACAUGGAGUGUAACACGCGCUGGCUGGAGCCACUCCUGCAUGUGCUCAAGGUCGAACCCACCGCGAUUCUACAACCAGUAGUAGAUAUUAUAGCCGCUAAAUCAAUGGAGUAUUACGCUUACGACGACGGACGAAGGUACCGGGGUGGCUUCGGCUGGGAUAUGAGAUACUCGUGGUUUGUGAUACCAGAGUACUUGGAACUGGCCAUAGCAUCCAAAACUACGCCAUUUAUAACUCCUGUCCUAGUGGGGAACGCCAUCGCCGUACGAAGGGACCACUUCUUCAGGAUCGGGGGCUUCGACGAGGGACUUGAUAUCUGGGGAGGGGAACACUUCGACCUGUCCUUUAAGAACUGGAUGUGUGCGGGGAGAGUGUUAACUGUUCCAUGUUCCAAAGUCGGACAUCUGUUUAAGGAGGGCCAAAGUUACAGUUUUGAUGGUGAUCGCUAUACCAUAAUUCAAAAGAAUCUGAUGAGGGUAGCGGAAAUAUGGAUGGACGAAUAUAAAGAUGUUUUCUACAGAAUACGUAGGGCACGAAAUGCCAAUUUUCCCGUACUGGACCAGACGUCUCUUAGAAAACAAAAGAAUUUUAUCAAGUCUUUAAAUUGUAAGACUUUCCGUUGGUAUCUUCAGAACGUACUGCCGGAACAGAAAGUGCCCCCUAUCGACGCCGCCUUCUACGGGGAGAUAACAAACGUAAGGACAACGGGAUGUCUUACUGUUUUGGAUGAUUUUUACAUAGGCAUCACAUUCGAUUGCUUUAAGUACAGAAUUCUACCCAUUAAUUCAUUUACAUUUACAAAAAAUGGUAAAUUCAAAUAUAACGAUAGGUGUGUAUUUGUUGAUAAUGAGAAUCGUUUUUUGAAAAUAAGCACAUGUGAUGAAACACGUGGGGUUUUUGCCGGAAAGUGGUCGUUCGUGACCGAAGACCCAGCCGCGAUUGUCGGAAGUCUUCAUUUCGAGAUCAGUGGUAGUGCACGUAUACUUUGUGUGGGACAUGUCACUGGUGUGAUACAGAAAGUCCACUUCAAAGAACAGAUGGCACAAGGUAUAAAUUGCAACAAGAGUUCUUACCUCGAAACGUCCUAUCAGAAUUGGUUUUUCAUGUAUAAACUCGUAUAAAAAAUUGUUCAUGUAUUCAUUUUGUACAAUUACUGUUAUUUCAUCUUGAAUUUUUAUUGGUCUUCUAAUAAUUUACUUCGACAUACAU